AUUUUUAUUUUUAUUUUGACUAGUAUUUAUAAAUGACAUUUUACAAACAUGAAACACAAAUUAUAUCACUGGGCUAAAAGGCUGUGGGCUUCAAAGGGUUGGGCUUUCAACCUCGAGGAUCGUAGUCGGAAGAUAAAAUCUACCUAAUCCUCACUGCGAACUCCAAACAGACGCUACCUUUCAAAACACACGAACUCCACACACAGACUGAAGUUGAGGCUAUGGGAUUGCAGUGUUGUUUUAACGGGACGACCUUUCAAACUCUGAAACUCGCAGCAAUUCCGUCACACUCUUCCUCCAUUUUCAGACCACUCUCCAAAACCCUAACCCUAGACCUACUUCUUUCCCGCCUCCAUUCUCCCCCAAAACGUUUGCUUCCAUUCAUCGUCAGAGCUCUGUCAGCACCAGCUGUCCAAACUACUCCAAUCACAAUCCACAACGAUAAAGUUGUGAAACCUCAAUGGAAAGCGGCAAUAGAUUUCAAGUGGAUUCGAGACAAUAAGGCAGCGAUUGCGGUGAACAUAAAGAACAGGAACUCCAAUGCUAACUUGGAACUGGUAGUUGAUCUCUACGAAAGGUUGUUAAAUGUUCAAAAGGAAGUUGAACGGCUUCGUGCUGAGAGAAAUGUGGUUGCAAACAAGAUGAAAGGAAAGUUGGAACUGCCAGAGCGUCAGAAACUCAUUGAAGAAGGAAAGAACAUAAAGGAAGGGCUUGUUACUUUGGAAGAAGACCUGCUGAAACUGACAGACGAACUUCAGCAAGAAGCACAAUGUAUACCAAAUAUGACUCACCCAGAUGUUCCUGUAGGAGGGGAAGAUUUUUCAACAUUAAGGAAAUUGGUUGGUAAACCCCGUGAAUUUGGCUUCCCUAUUAAGGAUCACGUUCAACUUGGGAAAGAACUAGAUCUCUUUGAUUUUGAUGCUGCUUCCGAGGUCAGUGGGUCAAAAUUCUAUUAUCUGAAGAAUGAAGCAGUUAUGCUAGAGAUGGGACUACUAAACUGGACAGUCUCUGAAGUCAUGAAAAGGGGCUUUAUUCCUCUUACAACCCCAGAAAUUGUGAGAUCCUCUGUUGUAGAAAAAUGUGGCUUCCAACCUCGUGGAACAAAUACUCAGGUUUAUUCUAUUGAGGAUAGUGACCAAUGCCUUAUUGGCACUGCAGAGAUACCAGUGGGUGGAAUUCAUAUGGAUUCCAUUCUUGCUGAAUCGUUGUUACCUUUGAAGUACGUGGCUUUAUCCCAUUGCUUUCGUACUGAAGCUGGUGCUGCAGGUGCGGCAACAAGUUGGACAACAAAUGUGAAUUUUUCAAGUUCCCGUUUGAUUUUUCGAAAUGGUUUUCGUUUGACUUCUCUAUCAUCAUCAUUAAUACUUGAGUGGCAAUUCUGGGUCAGGGGCCUUUAUCGAGUGCACCAAUUCAGCAAGGUGGAGAUGUUUAUCCUAUGCCGACCAGAGGAAAGUGAUUCAUACCAUGAAGAACUAAUUGGAAUUGAAGAGGAUCUCUUCUCAUCACUAGGAUUUCAUUUUAAAACUCUGGACAUGGCUACAGGGGAUUUGGGUGCACCUGCUUAUCGUAAAUAUGAUGUAGAGGCAUGGAUGCCAGGUCUAGGACGGUAUGGUGAGAUAUCAAGUGCAUCAAACUGUACCGACUAUCAAAGCCGCCGGCUGGGAAUCCGGUACCGUCCAGAAUCAUCAUCAGCAAAUCCUAAAAAGGGUAAAGGCAAUCUUGCUCCAACACAGUUCGUGCACACAUUAAACGCAACAGCCUGCGCAGUUCCUCGGAUGAUUGUAUGUUUGCUUGAGAACUACCAGCAAGAAGAUGGCUCUGUUGUCAUUCCUGAGCCAUUAAGACCCUUCAUGGGUGGGCUUGAGGCCAUUACUCCCAAAUCAAGAUAAAAUGAUGGAAUGAUACAUUUACAUUCUAUAUUAGAAAUUGUAUCCGCAAGAUCCAGCAUUUUAAUUUUUGGCAGAUGCAAGUGUUUAGUUUAUCAAAAGGUUAAAGAAGUUUGCUUGUUGAGUUAAUUACAAUUAAUUUUGAGAUUAUUCUACGAAAUUUCUUCUUUUUGGGUUAUAA
Messenger RNA from Cornus florida, 2067 nucleotides. Its product is annotated as serine--tRNA ligase, chloroplastic/mitochondrial. Bases 222 to 1889 code for a protein of 555 amino acids. Gene Ontology annotation, molecular function: tRNA binding; ATP binding; serine-tRNA ligase activity. Gene Ontology annotation, biological process: mitochondrial seryl-tRNA aminoacylation. Gene Ontology annotation, cellular component: mitochondrion. The transcript is spliced from 11 exons. The record is from RefSeq and is a predicted model, not a curated record. NCBI's taxonomy places the organism in Eukaryota, Viridiplantae, Streptophyta, Magnoliopsida, Cornales, Cornaceae.